Nannizzia gypsea CBS 118893 is the source of this 1899-nucleotide messenger RNA. Its product is annotated as import receptor. Gene Ontology annotation, biological process: intracellular protein transport. Gene Ontology annotation, cellular component: mitochondrial outer membrane. The record is from RefSeq and is a predicted model, not a curated record. The coding region runs from base 1 to 1899 and encodes 632 amino acids. The transcript has 5 exons. Gene Ontology annotation, molecular function: protein binding; protein-transporting ATPase activity. Lineage: Eukaryota; Fungi; Ascomycota; Eurotiomycetes; Onygenales; Arthrodermataceae.
AUGGCACCUAUUGAGCCAGUCGUCCCAUCUCUGCCGUCAUCCACUAUCCAGCAGCACAUCGAGAAUACGGCCGCUUCAUCUUCACCUUCAGUUUGGGAUCGUAUCUCAACAUGGGCGUCAGAAAACAAGGCCCUAGUCUACACAAUUGCUGGUGUUGCGGUGGUCGUGACUAGUGCUGGUGUGGUAUAUUAUCUGUCUGACACUGGUCGACCAACCCAGGUUUCCGGUCCAUCGGGAGAGAAGCGCAAGAGCAAAAAAGAGCGGCGAAAGGAAAAGAAGGCAGAGCAGGAAAAGAAAGCUGGCACGUCGGAAAAGCCUGAGUCCAAGGCGGCAACAGAGCAGGGCCCCGAAGAGCUCCCAGACGUUGAUGAGUCUAAUGUGGACAGCCUACCUGCCCAGACAAGAGAACGCUAUGCUGGAAUCCUCAAGGCCGCUGGAAACAAGGCGUUUGGGUCAAAAGACUACAACCGAGCAAUCGAGCUGUACGGCAAAGCAAUCCUCUGCAAACCUGAUCCUGUCUACUACUCUAACCGCGCUGCCUGUUAUAAUGCUCUCGGAGAGUGGGAGAAGGUGGUAGAGGACACAACUGCGGCACUAGCCAUGGACGAUGAGUACAUCAAGGCAAUGAACAGGAGAGCAAACGCAUACGAUAAGCUCGGCAAAUACAGUGAGGCCCUGCUCGAUUACACUGCUAGCUGUAUCCUUGAUGGAUUCGCCAGCGAGACCGGCAAAGCUGCCGUCGAGAGGCUGCUAAAACAAGUAGCCGAGGAGAAGGGCCGUGUUAUCCUUGAGGGUAAGGGCAAGAAGUUGCCAAGCGCCACUUUCGUCUCAAACUAUCUCCAGAGCUUCCGACCAAAGCCGACCCCUGAAGAGCUUGAUGAAUCCGUUGAGUUGAAAGAAGACAGCGGUCUAGGGCAGCUCCGAAAGGGAUUGUUGGCAGUUGCCAAGUCAACUGGAGACGGAUAUGAUGAGGCCGCGCGAGCGUUUGAGAAAGCUUUGGAGCUAGGUGAACUCGGAAAGCUUGAAGCCUUGGCCCUGAAUAUGCGCGCAACCUUCACCUACCUAGCUGGCGAAGCAGCUGCAGCGCUGACUGACCUCAACAAGAGUAUUGAGCUUGAUCCAUCGCUUGUCCAGAGUUAUAUCAAGCGUGCCAGCUUAUACUUGGAAAUGGGAAACAGAGAGUCAGCACAGGACGACUUCGACUUAGCUGUAACCCAGAACAAGGAUGACCCGGACAUUUAUUACCAUCGAGCACAACUUCAUUUUAUCCUUGGCGAACUUGGAGAGGCUGCUAAAGACUACCAAAAGUCCAUUGACCUUGACCGAGACUUCAUUUACUCACAUAUCCAACUCGGCGUGACUCAGUACAAGUUGGGCUCCGUUGCAUCGGCAAUGGCUACGUUCAAGCGGACCCUCAAGAACUUCGAAAACGUAGCUGAGGUUUACAACUAUUAUGGCGAGCUUCUGCUUGAUAUGCAGAAAUUUUCCGAAGCCAUUGAGAAAUUCGACCGUGCCGUUGAACUAGAGAAAUCUAACAAACCCUGGAGCAUUAACGUUCUGCCACUAAUUAAUAAAGCUCUUGCAAUUUUCCAGUGGAAGCAGGAUUUCCAAGAGGCUGAAAACCUCUGCCAGAAGGCUCUUAUCAUUGACCCCGACUGCGAUAUCGCUAUUGCUACCCUUGCCCAGCUUCUCCUUCAGCAAGGAAAGGUUUCUCAGGCCUUGAAGUACUUCGAACGUGCUGCCGAAUUAGCAAGAACAGAGGCAGAGGUGAUAAAUGCCGUCUCAUACGCGGAAGCUACUCGCGCUCAGCUUGAGGUACAAGAGAAGUACCCCAAACUUGCCGCCAGGCUAGCACAGAUGGGCGGUGCAGCAGGACUUGGUGCUCCUGGUACCUUCUAA